Molecule: messenger RNA, 746 nt
Organism: Macrosteles quadrilineatus (aster leafhopper)
Lineage: Eukaryota; Metazoa; Arthropoda; Insecta; Hemiptera; Cicadellidae
Product: cuticle protein 21-like
Exons: 2
Coding region: 25-633 (202 amino acids)
Cellular component (GO): extracellular matrix
Source: RefSeq, a predicted model, not a curated record
UUGGUCACCACUUCACCAAUCAACAUGGCAUUCAAGCUUUUCCUCUUCGCCGCCUUCGUGGCUGCCUCCAACGCUGGCGUCGUCCCCGUCGCCCCCGUAGCCUACCACGCCCCCGCCUACGCUCCUGCUGCAUACGCCGCCCCCGCCUACGCCCCCGCUGCCUACGCCGCCCCCGCCUACCACGCCCCCAUUGUUGCUAAGGCCGUCGCUCCCGUCGUUGCCGCCCCCGCUUACGCCGCUAAGGUCGAUGAGUACGACCCCCAUCCUUCUUACAGCUACGCCUACGACAUCAAGGACGCUCUGACCGGAGACUCCAAGAGCCAGCACGAGAGCCGCGACGGAGACGUUGUCCAGGGAUCCUACAGCCUGGUCGAGCCUGACGGUUCCGUCCGUACCGUCGACUACACCGCUGACCCCGUCAACGGAUUCAACGCCGUCGUCCACAAGACCGCUGGAGUCGUCGCCGCCCCCGUCGCCAAGGCUUACGCCACCCCUGUUGUCGCUAAGGUCGCUGCCCCCUUGGCCUACGCUGCCCCCGCCUACCACGCCCCCGCCUACGCUCCUGCUGCCUACGCCGCCCCCGCCUACCACGCCCCCGUCGUCAAGACUGUCGCCCCCGCCUACUACGGUUAACUUCCUUCUUCGAGAAUGCCAUGAUCUGCGCAACACCACGCAGAGUGUCUAGUCUCUCUCAAAAUUUAAUUUAUUGAAACUUCCUCAAUAAAAAUAGCAAAACAAUAAUGAAA